Messenger RNA from Striga asiatica, 2177 nucleotides. The record is from the annotation of a GenBank genome assembly. Lineage: Eukaryota; Viridiplantae; Streptophyta; Magnoliopsida; Lamiales; Orobanchaceae.
AUGAAAGUGUCCAACGCUAAUUUGCGCAAGACUAAUCAGGUUCCGCUUCUAUCAGUUGCUUUCUUCUCUUUAUUGCGCUUUGAUAAAUUCGCAAGUGUCUGUUUGUUUUUUGUGGUUUUGAUUUACCAAGGCUGGUUUAUGCAGUCCUCAGUGCCCAGAUCUACUGAGGAAAAAGGCGGCAUUCUUUGCGAUGAUGAUUUCUGUAGAAUCGAGGAAUUGAUUAAAGCGAACACCUUUUCUAGGGAGGAAAUCUGUCAUUUGGUGGAAAUAUUGGAAUCGAGGGUUGACAAUCAGUUGGAGAAACCAAAAUUAAGCAUCGAUGCUGGAGUAGAUACCAAAUUCAUCACCCAUGGACUUCGAACAACACCUUCCACUGAAAAGCAACCAGAUAUUGACAGAAAUGCAAUUGGAACUUCUCGUGAAAAGGUCCCUGUUGGAGUUAGUGCUUCACCCAUUGAUAUUGCUCGUGCAUAUAUGGCUAGUCGUAGUUCUGGAGGAAGUCGUGAUUUUAAUAUUAUGAACUCUAAUUGUGAGAUGGCUGAGUUGGGCAAUGAAUUUGCAAGAAAGCCAUUUCUGCCGCCACCUUCACCUAAGCCGGCGAUAUGUUGGCCUGGUGCAACGGUGCACGAACAUCAUGGGUAUACAACACCUCAUAGUCAGAUGGGCAGACAUAGGCUUCAUAAUUAUCCGAGAACCCCUUAUUCAAGAAUCAUAUUGCCCAAGUCCAAUAAGAAGUUACAAUUUGAGAGCGCAGAUGCAAACAUGUCAACACCAUUUAAACGGUCUCAGUCAUCCAUCCAUCGGCAGGCAAACUCAAGUAGGGAAACCUUUGAUCGCUAUGGAUCUGUGGGCCCUAUUCGUCAUAUCAAGAAUAGGUUUUCUUCAGAAGUCCGUCCAAGAGGAUCUAUAUUCAAUCCACCAAAGGACAAUCCUACACAAGUGGUGAAACCGGCUUUUGGGGGCUUCAUAAGGAAUACAGAGAAGACUCAGGGGAUUGGGGAAACAAGUGUUGCCUCAAAAUACUGUUCAGGAAACAAUACAUCGGUUUCAUCUGAUAGGGAUAUCUCAAAUCAAAAUUCAGCCUACAGUGAUUCAGUUAGGAAAAUACUUGAACACCUUGACAGAAACAAGCCUACGCCUAAAGAGAAAGAAGCUGAGUUGAGGUUGGCGACUGCAUGGAGGAAAUCUCCUCCUGAGGCCACUGACAUCAGUCAUGAUGAAAAAAUAAGAUCAGCACAUGCAGAAGAACUUGCUGCUCACAACAAGAGUGCUGAUGGAUCUUGCGCAGAUGUUUCUGUAGGAUUCAAUAAAAACAGCAGUAAAUCCAGUUUCAAUGAAAACAGCAGGAAAUCCAGUUUAUUUGUGAAUUCUGUGGAUAAAGGUUUGGGUGAGGUCGAAGGUGCAGUCACUGAAACCGUCAAAUCUCCUGGUUCUGGUUUUACUUGUAAUGCUUUUGCCACCAAUAAUCAUGGACAGACUGAAAAAAGUUUACUUUUCCCUCAUCCUCAUCUGAGCAACGGGCAAGAGGCGAAAAUAGCAGCUGGCACAACUGACUCACAUAUGUUGAAGAAUGAUGGAAAAAGGCCUUCACUGCCAUCAAUAUCUAUAGGCAAACCUGUUUUUUCUGCAACUUCUUCCGAAAAUGUCCCUGGUUUCACUUUUCCCGUUUCGACUUGUUCGGGUGUACUUUCAGAACCGCCAACUCCUUCUGUCAUGCCAAGUGCUGUGUCCCACUCCAUUGAUUUGCAUACUAUUCCUUCCUAUACAUUUGGUGUUAAGAAGUCAACUCCACCUCUCGUUUUCUCAUUUCCAUCUACAAGCAGCAGUACCUCAUCACUGGGUGAGGAUUAUGAUCUCAAGUUCAGUUUUGGAUCGGAGCACAAGACUCGGUUAUCUUUUAGUUCUGUUGGAAAAGAUGCCAUCUGCUAUUAAUAGCAAGUAGCUGAUUUAAAAGUUGGAUAUGUAUUUCAUACUUAUUUGUUCUUCGGCUGGAUUGGGAUUAUAUUGGAUAAGUUGUCAUUGAAGAGGAUUCAUUGCUACAAGAUUUUUAUUUUAUUUUCUUAUACUUUUUGAGGAGGUGCUAAAUAUGGUUUCAAUAGGAAACAAUGUGUUUACACCUUGUGUUCACACUUUAUUCCUACUUGAAUAAUAGAAAAUUUCACUAGACUAAUAUUUAA